Molecule: messenger RNA, 8660 nt
Organism: Pecten maximus
Lineage: Eukaryota; Metazoa; Mollusca; Bivalvia; Pectinida; Pectinidae
Product: rho GTPase-activating protein 39-like
Exons: 11
Coding region: 3194-6325 (1043 amino acids)
Biological process (GO): signal transduction
Cellular component (GO): cytoplasm; cytoskeleton
Molecular function (GO): GTPase activator activity; protein binding
Source: RefSeq, a predicted model, not a curated record
AACCUGAUCACUAGUCCCUAGUAUCAAAGUCACCUCGGCUUGGCUGUAUUGCUACUGCCUCUUUAGUACAGUAGCUAGAUAGGUGUUAGGUCCAGAAGUCCUAGAGCUGAAAUGGCCUAUCCAUGAUGCCUACUUAACUUAGUAAUGAAACUCAAGGACAUUAUUGAACCCAUUGGUGUAGACUAUGGAGGUCUCUCACAUGUCUGAUAAAGCUCAAUGGAGCCUACAGUGCUCUGAAACGUUACACCUCUUAGUGUAAUUAGUCAAACCAUCCAUAGCUAUAGGUGAUCAACUGAUGUCUGGUCUUAUUGUGUGAGGACGUGAGACAUUGUGUUAGGAUGUGGGACAUUGUUUGAGGAUGUGGGACAUUGUGUGAGGAUGUGGGACAUUGUGUGAGGACGAGGGGCAUUGUGUGAGGACGUGGGACAUUGUGUGAUGAUGUGGGACAUUGUGUGAGGACGAGGGGCAUUGUGUGAUGAUGUGGAACAUUGUGUGAGGACAUGGGACAUUGUUUGAGGAUGUGGGACAUUGUGUGAUGAUGUGGGACAUUGCGUGAGGAUGUGGGACAUUGUUUGAGGAUGUUGGACAUUGUGUGAGGACGGACAUUGUGUGAUGAAGUGGGACAUUGUGUGAUGAUGUGGGACCUUGUGUGAGGACGUCGGACAUUGUGUGAGGAUGUUGGACCAUGUGUGAGGACGUCGGACAUUGUGUUAGGAUGUUGGACCAUGUGUGAGGACGUCGGACAUUGUGUUAGGAUAUUGAACCUUGGACAAGGUUGUGGGACAUGUUAUGUAGGCGUAUCAACAUCAGGAUAUUAAAUGACACUGAGCUGCAGAUGACAAUUUCUUCUGGAGAUUUAUGAUAUAUAGUAUCUGAGUAAAAGACGGACAAAAACACUGCAAACUCCAGGCCUCCGCAGGAAACAGACGGAUGUGUUGAUGAAUAAUAUGUAGUUAGGAAAUGGCUGUUAUUUAUCAGUGAAUGACAGGCGGAUGUAGUCCACAAUACGCAGUAUAAUGGUUGUGCAGACAAUGACAUUGACAGGAUGAUCACAAUGGAAUUGUACUCCAGAACAAGAAUUCAGAAAAAAUGAAAAAUUUGAAAUAUGUAGAUGGAAACAUCAGGAAAAAGAAUUUUACAUACAGAAAAGAAUCUAAAUUGGUGAAAAUAGCACACACUUACAAAAACAUAGAAUAACUAAACAAAAACUUUUAUAUCAAGUCUGAAGUUGACACAAGUUGACACAGGUUUUAGUGGCCGACAUCUCCCAACAUUUAUACUGUUCGGUUGUUGACUCACACACACCUCACAUCAAACCGGUGCCAAUAAGUUUGUGUUUUUUGUCAAUAUUUCUCUGGACGGAAUUUGUUGUUUGUUUGCCUGGAAUGUCUAAUGACGUGUGUGCAUGAUAAAACAUUCUAUGGAAUCACAAACUUUCUUUCCCAUCGUUACGAUUAAAAUUGGAAGAAAGAGUUCUAACAAGGGAGAUAAUUCAGUAAAUAGGAUACAGAUAGACUUGCACAGACAAAAAUACACAGGGAGUUAUAAAUGAAUAGAUUGAGAAACAAUGGUAAUGAGGAGAGUAAUGGAAACAAUUGGGAAAUAGUGAAUAAUUAGAGCAGGUGUAGUUAUCUAAAGAGAAAUAACAGGCUGAGAUAAGGCUAGUGCUUUAUAUAGGAUGUAGGAAUCAGAUCAUUAUUGUGAACAGAUAGAAAAGAAUUAGCGACAUAGACAAGUUAUUUUGGAAUAGAGAGAAGAAAUUCGAUGAUAGAAAUCAAAAGCAAUGGAGAUAAAUGCUAGCUAUUUUGGACGGGAGAGCCAUCAGGGAUAGAUAUUGGAGGCAGGUUCAAUAACUGUUUGUGUUGUGUAAGUCUGGCUGACCCUGUUGUGGUACGGAGGCUGACUGAUGCACCUGAUUAGGCUACUGUUACUGAUACAGUAUUGUUCUUGGUCAUUCUGGCUGAAGUGUGGUGCCCUCGAUGUUGUGGCAUGUACAACAUGUAGAUGACCCUCAGUAGAGAUGUAUACAUACUGGUAACUCUGGAGUAUAAACAACCUCAAAGGCUUUUAUCUUCAAUGUGCGUUUUCUGAUACAGGAUGUGGAGAGAUACUUUUUAUUUCCAUUUCAUGGAAGUUAAAUACACAGUUUGGGUGUGGAUUCAAUAUCUCGAAACAGUCUCAGUGAAAUUAUUGAGUGGAUUUUCCUGAACUCUAUAGUGAAUAUGUUAUAGUAAUAAAGGAAUCCAUCAUAUGUUCAGCAAUAUUUUUGAAAUGAAAGAUUGUGGUUUAGAUAUUGGGAAUUUUUAAUAUACUGUCCGGAUUGUCUGGGUCAGUUUUUGUGGCCGGAGGUGAUGACCACUCAGUGCUAGGUAUCAGGAUCAAUAUCGGACACCAUACACACUGGACCACGCGGUACACAUGAUAUUGACAUAAGUAUUGAACAUUACAAAUGAAGUUGCAGAGCCAUUGUAUUGCAUUGUAAACGAAGCUGCAAAAACCGCUGGUGGGAUCAAUUAUUGCCGGUUGAUGAAUGAUAUAUAUAUACACCUGUAUAUGAUUCCUGUACGGAAAAUUAGAUAGGAAAUAUACAAACGUGGAUUUGAUGUGUAAUAAGUAUCGUGUCUAUCAACACUCAUCUUCAGACACCAGCUGUAGAGGCUGACUGUAUAAUGUACAAGUCACUUGCGGAUGUUGACAUCUGAUGACGCUGUAUUGAAGUACCUGGUCCGUCAUUAGGUCACUGUGAAUGUGUUUAUCCAGAUAGCAGCCCCACGGAUUAUGUAACUGUUGUCUGGAUUUUUGUUACCCGUACAAUAUUACCUUGAUUCUGGUGGAUUUACUGUUUACAAAACACAGAUAUCUAUUUUCGUUGGAUUUACAUUGAGAUGUGUGGUGUAUUUUAAUAUCCUGUUUCCUGCGACAUCUCCAUCAGAUUUCUGGAGUUUUAUGUAAAUGUGAAAAAUUGACUAAGUUUAUACAAGACUUUUAGAGUAUUUGACCUUCCUUAUCUGAUUUCAGUGUCCAAAAUAUUAGCCUCUCUAGCAUGCUCGGCAGUUAUAUAAUACACAUGUUGAAGCUUGCUUGUCCAAAUGACUAAUUCUGUGUUGCUUUCAUCCUAUACGAUUAUCAAUGGAUGGGAGACCAAAGCAAUAUGUCAUCAUAAUUUCUGUUGUGCUGGUAUCCAUGGUUACUGAUGCCGAGAUUGACUGACAUUUCUGUGAUGGGCGGCAAUGCGUCCAUAGGUAGCUAUGCCACAAUUUUUGCGAUCCUUUUCUGUAUAACUACCCUGCCACUUAUCUACCUCUUUUUCAUCUUUUGCCAAAAGCGGAGGGAACACACCAAACAUGUGAGGACCGGAUCUCUCAAGUCCACUAACACCACGCAGACAAGUCCAAAUGUCUCCAGGAAGCAGAGAUUCCAGAGACAGGACUCCACCUCCUCCCAUAGUAGCUCUAGUCACCAUGACAGCCUUAAGGACCGUUCAGUCAAUGGUGACCGUGUGCGUCGACGAGGUAGCCAGUCAUCUCAGUCGACCACAGCUGGCUACUCGUCCUCCAGUCCAACAAUCUCAGGGGGUGUUAUUCGGCGAGACUCAUCUACAGAGAUGUCUCCGCGUAGCAUGGACUCUCCACGCCUACACCGCGCCCAGAGCAUGCAAAGGAAUGUGAUGGAACACAGUGCUCCGCCUAGUCGUUCUAGCAGUUACCGGUACACAGACCACCAUGCACGCGAUGACAUUUAUCUUACCCAUGGCCACCCGCACAGGGCAGGCAGGCAAGGUAGCUUUACGGAGCGUGACUACGGAAGUAAGUCAGACUCGUACGGGACCAGAUCCGAAUCUUAUACACCACCCUUAGGUAUGAAUCCAGAAAGUUUUAUGCACGACCUGCAUGAACGGCUCUACAGCCCUGGUUUAUCGUCAGCGUCUUCGUCCCGCGGAGAACCCGAGUGUAUACCAUUCAGUCAGGAUAUUGUGAACCAACAAGGCAAUGUUAGCCCCAGUCCACUGAAACCAAAAACAAGGUCAUUUCCACGAACAAAUCCAGCGUAUGUUGGAGUACCUAAGCGUAACGGUACUCCUUCUGUCAUGUACAAGAGGCUUAAUGUUGAACAACAAAUGACAGAAAGCCAUCCCGCGGAACCUAUGACUUACAGUUCCGCGGGCAUUCAGAUUGCUCCUGGAGAUUAUGUUGACAAUUAUUACUAUCCACACGAACGAUCUGACAGUGAGGCAUCUCAUUCAUCAACACGUGCGAUAAAACAUGAACGAACCGACAGUCAAACGUCUCAUUCAUCUCGGAAUCGUGAAUUAUCUGAUUCCCAGUCUUCCCAAGGUUCAUCACGGAAUACCUCGGAUAUUCAUUCUUCUCAAGGUUCAUUAAGACUACAACACACCCAUGACAGUACAAUAUCAUUUCAGGACAGUGUUUCAUCGCGUAGUUCAGCUCGUAGUUUUCAAGAUCAAGAAAUGCUCCGGGAACAAGCUGGAAGUCGAUUAUCACAAAAUUCCUAUAGGGCAUCGGAUAGUGAACGCAAUCCUGAUUACGCAAAUAUUCCCUCUAAAAUCGUACCAGUGUUCCCAACAUCAUACCCACAGGAAACAAACCAUUAUCGUGAGGUCCUCAAAGACCGACAGAAUAUCCUUGACAAUGUUAAUUACCUUGACGGUAUUCCUCUCUCCACCCUGGAGUAUAACCAACAUCUAGACAGGGGACAUAACUCUGUCAAUACUGUUCAGAACUCUAAUUUCCAACCUGGAGUGGAAUUAAACGAGAGCUAUGACGAGGAUGUCAACAGUAACGUCUUCUCUUCAUCGGGAAUACAAGAGCGAAUACAACAAGAACUUGCCCUGGAGAUGCACCCUGCCUCUUUAAAACGGAAAAAAAAUCCUGAAAUGGCCGAUUCGUCUCAGGGUAGCCCUGUAAUAGAAAAAGGUUACCUUGUACACCAGCCCGACGUCAUCCAACAGCGACCUGUCUCAAUGGUAGUACCGUCUCAAUCCGACGCAAACGUCUCUCUUAGUCCCAGCAUAGGAUCUCUCAACAGACAGAUGUUCUUGUUUCAGACAAGAGCUGGUACCGCUCCCCCUAUCAGAGCAGCGAGCCCGUUAUCACAGAAACAGAAGUUGCCCUCGGACAGUGACAUUGAAAACUAUGCCCAGCAGUACAUGAACCGACACAAAAAAGGACUCUUCGGCAAGAAAGUUUCUGUUGCGACCAUGCUGACUUGGUCAAAGGAUCCUAUCCAGAAACCAAUCCUACGAACAGAAGACAAGGGUGUGAAGAAAGAAGCAUGUGACGUCUUCAAACUGAUCCAGAUUUACAUGGGCGACAGGAAGGGAAAGCACUCUCAGAUGCAGGCUGCGCAAGAAAUAGUCAUCAAGGGAUGGAAUGUCGCAAAUCUUCGAGAUGAGAUCUAUAUGCAGAUCUGUAAACAGACAACUGAAAAUAGAAAAGAAGAAAGUUUACAGAGAGGCUGGGAGUUGAUGGCAAUUUGUUUGAACUUUUUCCCUCCAUCUGUGAAGUUUUAUUCCUACCUCGAAGGGUACAUCCAGCGCCACGCUGAAGACAUCAUUGAUCUACCCAACGUAUGUAUGGUUCCCAUCAGUCACUUUGCUGCCCAGUGUCAGAGACGACUGGACAAGACCAUGCAAUCAGGACCAAAGAAAGGCCAGAGAAAACCAACCCUGGAGGAAAUCGAACAGGCAAAGAAAUCUGUGUUCUGUCCAUCAAUGUUUGGAAGCACUCUGAAGGACGUUAUGCUACUACAGAACGAUCGAUUCCCCGACAGACAGAUACCUUGGAUACAGGUGGCGCUCUCAGAGGAGGUACUUCGUCUCAAUGGUGCUCAAACGGAGGGAAUUUUUAGAGUGCCUGGUGACAUUGAUGAGGUAAACAGCCUGAAGAUAAAGUGUGACCAGUGGAUGUUACCCACUGACUGUAUAGACCCACACAUCCCAGCAUCCCUCCUCAAACUGUGGUACCGGGAGCUACACGAACCCCUCAUACCCCAACAUUUCUACGAGGAGUGUAUAGAAAACUACUCUAAUGGGGAGGCGGCCAUCGAAGUGGUAAACAAACUCCCCGACAUCAACAGGCUGGUUCUCGCCUAUCUCAUCCGCUUCCUACAGGUAUUUGCUGCCGAAGAAAAUUCAAAAACUACAAAAAUGGAUGUGAACAAUCUGGCUAUGGUGAUGGCCCCUAACUGUCUUCGCUGUGAGAGUUUGGAGCCUCAUAUCAUAUUUGAGAACACACGCAAGGAAAUGGGAUUUAUUCGGACCUUAAUUCAAAACCUAGACACAAGUUUUAUGGAGGGAAUCGUAUGAUGAGGUGUGGCACUUAGGAAAGAAUGGCAACCAUUUAUUUAGAUGAUUCCUGUUGUCCUGGGAUCCUUGUGUGGAAAACAAGAAAUACACAUGUGAAAUGAUCUACAAAUUGUUUGUCAACAUAUGACACCAGUAUGCGCGAGGCUACACAGGGAGUUAUAUUUUUACUGUCUGUGAACUCUUGUUCCAGAAUUGUUAGAGUACAAAGGAAAUGUAAUUAGAAAACUGCAAUCCGGAGAAACAGCUAAGUGUGUCAGAACAAAACCUAACGUAAACAUGGUUAAAGUGUGUGGACAUCAGACAUACUAACAGAUUCAGAAUGAAGCAGGUAUCAUCCCAGAGCCCAAACACAACUAUUGUACAAUUGUUGUUAUGACAGUGUGGUUGAAGAAAUCUUCAUGUAAUUUUUUUUUUUUUUUUUUUUGUUGAGAAUAUAGUAAAUUUGUCCACAUUUUCUGUUACUUUUUAUCUGAAUUAAACUGCUGCUAUGACAUGAAGUAAUUAUAAUGAUCUGCAAAGAGUUAGUCUAUACCCGACACUCCAAACUUUCUCACACUAGAUUUGCCUUAUUUGGUCAACGUUACAGCAGAUAAAGAAAUGUUCCCAUUGCCUUGGACAAUUUGUCUGUUUAAAUGUGUUUGGAUGUAAAAAUGGUGUUAUUAUUCACAUCUUUGCAUAAUUUUUUUUAUCUUUUUUGAUAGUGCUCUUGGUAAACUUACAAGAUACAAUAAUUUUAUGGAGGCUUUUUUCACUGUCUUGAAAUUUCAGUCUACAAAGAAAACAAUACCCUAGUAAGUUCCCCUGUUUAUCUGCAAUGAGUGUUAGCUUUUUCAGAACAAAUAAAACCUGUGAGUUCUUUAAAAGUAACAUAUUUGCCACUAUGUGCUGUGUGGCCAUUCUGGAAUUUGGGAAAUUGGAAUAAUAUUGAAACCUUUUUUAAAGUCUUCAACAAUGAGACAUAUUAGUUAAGGGCAAAGGGAGAAUCGGCCAAACCUGAAAAUAGUUAAAGGACCGUUGUUACGUCAAAUAAGGCAGGCAGGUUUUGUUAAAGUAUGAAAUCCAGUCUUAAGUUAUCAGUAGAUAUAGGACGAUGCCCAUUUAGUAAAGAAAUAUAUUAGUGCUUAUAUAUGUGACAGCAAUGGCCAACUUAUUUGAAAGUACGUGUUUUUUGCGUUAUUCAAGCAGCCUUGAUAGUGUUCACACAAAUAACAACCAGAUGUUAAAUAGUGUUGACUUUCUUAAGGAAUGCCUUUAGGAUGUUGGUGAAUUUAAAAUUGAGAAUGAAAGACACAAGUAAGGAUGAAUGAAAUAUGAUAGUUUGUACAUUAUAGGAUCUUAAAAAAUGAACUCCACCAGAAAUGGCAGACUUGUGACACAGGGUCUCAAAUCACUAGAAAUAGCAGACUUGUGACGCAGGGUCUCAAAUCACCAGAAAUAGCAGACUUGUGACACAGGGUCUCAAAUCACCAGAAAUAGCAGACUUGUGACGCAGGGUCUCUAAUCACCAGAAAUAGCAGACUUGUGACGCAGGGUCUCUAAUCACCAGAAAUAGCAGACUUAUGACGCAAAGUCUCCAAUCACCAGAAAUAGCAGACUUGUGACACAGGGUCUCAAUUCACUAGAAAUAGCAGACUUGUGACGCAGAGUCUCCAAUCACCAGAAAUAGCAGACUUGUGACACAGGGUCUCUAAUCACCAGAAAUAGCAGACUUGUGACGCAGGGUCUCCAAUCACCAGAAAUAGCAGACUUGUGACGCAGAGUCUCCAAUCACAAUGGACGUUUUAUGUAAAUGUGCUUCAAAUAUCUUUCCUGGAAAUAUCCGUUUUCAUGACUGGAAAUUUUAAAAAUAUGUCAGUUCAUCAACCUUUGGAUGUUUUUUAUGCUUGUAGUGAUAUGCAAUGACCAAUAUUUGUGUUAUUUUCUUCAAUCCACCAUUUUAUUUGGCUUUGGUACGUGUUGGUAUGUAGAACAAGACAGUGGAGAAUUGGUGGGAUAUCUUUGUGACACAAGCCUGCUUAUUUUAACCAUGUAUAUAGUGUACAUAUCUCGAUGACCUAUAUAGUGUAUAGACUGUACAGUUAAUACUAGUAACUUAUUGUCGGUGUAUAGUCAUAAUGUAUUCUACAGAGUAUUUACAAUGUAUUAUAAUCUCACUUAUUACAAAUGUAAAAAAAACUUACAUAUAUGUAAUCUAUCAUCGUGUGUAUGUCCGUAUAUAAUAUAUAUUUAUGUAUCUUUAAUUUGUGGAAAAAAUUGCUCCGUCUCGGAUUAAUUUUUAAGUGGACAAAGUUAAAACAGGUUUUAUAAUAAGUUAUAUCAGAUAUAUAAAUAGUUU